Messenger RNA from Prosopis cineraria, 1932 nucleotides. Its product is annotated as bidirectional sugar transporter SWEET1-like. Gene Ontology annotation, cellular component: membrane. Bases 300 to 1052 code for a protein of 250 amino acids. NCBI's taxonomy places the organism in Eukaryota, Viridiplantae, Streptophyta, Magnoliopsida, Fabales, Fabaceae. Gene Ontology annotation, biological process: carbohydrate transport. Gene Ontology annotation, molecular function: sugar transmembrane transporter activity. The transcript has 6 exons. The record is from RefSeq and is a predicted model, not a curated record.
GUGACCUACCCAUACCCAUACCCACCCGUCCAUUUGUUGCCCAGAGCGUCUACAGGAAACGAUUCUCGUUAUCGAAUUCCGCGGAUAAGAUCAAACACCACUCUGAUCUACUACCAUUUGCACCCACCAAGUAUCCUCUCGUGAUUCCUUCUUUUCCUAUAUAUAUAAGCGCACCCUCUUACUCUAAUCUCCUCCCGUUUCCAAACAAGCAAGCAUUCUUUCUUCGCCUUCACCCCUUUUUCAAAACACGAGGUCCAGGAUCAUGAAUAUUGCACAUUUCUUGUUCGGCAUAUUUGGAAAUGCUUCUGCACUUUUCCUCUUCUUGGCUCCAGUGUAGGCAUCCCACGACUCUCCUUCUCCCUCCCUCUCUAUACAUGAUUACAUUCAAGAGAAUCGUAAAGAACAAAUCCACGGAGAAGUUCUCGGGAAUUCCUUACGUCAUGACUCUGUUGAACAACCUACUUUCUGCUUGGUAUGGCCUACCGUUUGUGUCGCCUCACAACAUACUGGUCACAACCAUCAACGGCACCGGGGCCGUGAUAGAAAGCACAUACGUUUUGAUCUUCAUCAUUUUCGCACCCAAGAAAGAGAAGGCUAAGAUUCUUGGGCUAUUCGCGCUGGUCCUCGCAGUCUUUUCUGCCGUGGUGUUCGUCUCCCUCUUUGCCCUUCACGGCGGCCCCAGAAAGCUGUUUUGCGGCUUAGCCGCCACCAUAUUUUCCAUUAUCAUGUACGGAUCACCCCUCUCCAUCAUGAGGCUAGUGAUCAGAACAAAGAGCGUGGAGUUCAUGCCUUUCUUCUUGUCGUUGUUUGUGUUCCUGUGCGGCACUUCCUGGUUCACCUACGGGCUGCUGGGCCGAGACCCAUUUGUGGCGGUACCGAACGGUGUGGGUUCGGCGCUGGGGGCCACGCAGCUGGUACUGUACAUGAUCUACCGUGACAGGAAAAGCAGCUCCAAGAAGGACACCACAGCGAUUGAAGAUGAGAACGAAUCUAUGGAGAUGGGCGCCGCAAAACCCCCUCCUACUACUGAAGAAGCAAUUAUUGCUCAAUAAUAAUAAUGGACCUUAACAAGGGCACGUGUUCACCUGGGACGCGUGUUAGCUCUACGUACGCAGUCUCUUCUUAUAGUUGCUGUAGUUUCAUUCUAAAUGUUGGCUAUCGUAAUGUAGUUUACUGGACCCCUGAGGGUGAAUUCUCGUUUACUUCUUUAUUCCUCGCUGUGGUUGAAACGCCAUGAGAAAGGAUGUUCCCUUGACUGAUGACUGCCAAAGUCACUGAAAGUGUAAUGCCAUCCGUAAUCAUAAUUAAAUUCUGCAAAAAGGUAAGGAGAAAAAGGCGUCCUCUGCUACUAGCUAUUUGCAUAAUAUAAUCUGGGUGGACAGAGUUUUAGGGGGUCCAUAAUGAGGGGGGAAAAUGCUUUCUCAAUUUACAUCACGUAGCAUUUGUACGUUAUAUAUGGGACGUGGAUUGUUUACGUUAGAUGGCAAGUACAGCAUAUCCGAGUUUGGAAACAUAACGAAAUUAUUAAUUAUAUAACACAGGGUAUCAAUUAAACCAGCUUUCUGCCGGUCUGCGAUGCCUUUUCACAGACGCUGAUGCUUCCAUUGGUUCUCCUGUUUACCCCGUUGAUCUUUUCAUUUGGUGGAGUGGCAAGGGCAUGGAUCAAGGAGCAAAACAGAAUUUUGUUUAAAGGAAAUAUUAAUCCAUCGGUCAUUUUGGUAUUUGAUUAGGGAUCGUGAGCUCUGCAACUUUUUCUAUAUCUAUCAUAUAUGCCAAACUCCAAGUUGAAAAUUUAGCAGCUACAUCUCUAAUUAGUAGGGUCAUUUUGGUUUUAUUUAUUUUCAUUGCUUUCCUUAUUUCAUUUACAUGUAUGCACUAAACAUUAAUUAUUUGGAGAUCAGGUAAAUACCAAACAACGUUGCUUAGUACCUA